UUUGGUGGAGAUUAAAUAGUCCCCCUCCCCCAGUUUGCAUCACCUUUCUGCCCUGCCAACAUGGACACCUGAGUGAUGGCAGCCAGCGCCCUGAGCUGAAAUUUAUUCUGACCGUCUAAUGAAGAAGGCUGGAUUCUCUUUAGAGGACUGGCGCAGAUUUUUUUAAAAGCUUCUCCCCUCCCCCACUCAUCCAGGCCGUCUGAACAGGCCAUUUAUAAAUUGCUGCUUAACGCAACCUCUGCUUUUUCUACUGUCUCCACCCCGUCUCCCUCGAACAUGAGCUCACCCCAGACAAGCGGGUUCGGGAGACCAGUUAUUGGUUCACUUCGCUUCUCUGGCUACUGACCCCGCCUCUACUUGUUCUCUCAAAACUGGUUAGCUGUCGAAGCGUCAUUAUGGAGCCGACUUCUCUGUGGAACGUUUUCGUGCCGAACUGAAAGGAAAUCUCAACAUAGUGAUUUUUCGGUUGUAUAAUAUAUGAGAUAAACAAUCAUGUUGGACAUGUAAUGUGCUGGGUGAGGCCAAACUGGACCCAUAUGUCAGUGCUUUAGGAUGGCCAGUGACAGCUCAAGCAUUACCAGUCCUGUGGUACGCCAAAUUGACAAACAGUUUCUGAUCUGCAGCAUCUGCCUGGAUCGUUACAAAAUUCCUAAAGUUCUUCCUUGUCUGCACACUUUUUGUGAGAGGUGUCUGCAGAACUACAUUCCUGCCUAUAGUUUAACACUUUCUUGCCCAAUCUGCCGCCAGACUUCUAUUUUGCCUGAAAAGGGAGUUUCUGCAUUACAGAAUAAUUUUUUCAUUACAAACCUAAUGGAUGUUCUUCAGCGGACUCCUGACAACAAUCGUGAGGACUCCUCCAUUCUGGAGACUGUCACAGCGGGAGCAGCAGGGAAACCCCUUUCCUGCCCAAAUCAUGAUGGAAAUGUGAUGGAGUUUUACUGCCAGUCUUGUGAGACAGCCAUGUGUCAUGAAUGCACAGAAGGAGAACAUGCUGAGCACCCAACUGUUCUUCUCAAGGAUGUGGUAGAGCAGCACAAAGCUUCUCUGCAGACGCAACUAGAGGCUGCAAAACAGAGGAUGCCUGAAUUGGACUCUUCUCUAGGUUUCCUGUCUGAAAUCUUGCAAGACUUAACAAAUGAGAAAGUAAGCAUUGAAGAAGAGAUUCAUACUACAUUCAGCGACCUCCAAAAGACCUUAAAUGUACGAAAGAGUGUUCUGCUUAUGGAACUGGAAGUCACAUAUGGUGUUAAACACAAAGUUCUGCAAGCACAACUGGAUGCACUAAUGCAGGGUCAGGAAAGCAUCAGGAGUAGUUGCAACUUCACUGAACAAGCCCUAAACCAUGGGACAGAAACUGAAGUUUUGUUAGUUAAGAAGCAAAUGGGUGAUAGGUUGAAUGAACUAGCUCUUCAGGAGUUCCCUUUACAACCUCAAGAAAAUGAUCAACUGGAAUUUGUGGUGGAAACUGAAGGGCUUAAAAAAUCCAUACACAAUUUAGGUACCAUAAUAACGACAAAUGCAGUGGCCUAUGAGACUGUUGCAACAGGUGAGGGUCUGAGACAGUGUGUGAUUGGCCAUCCUACAUCUGUUACUAUAACAACGAAGGACAAGGAUGGAGAACUUGUUAAAACUGGAAAUGCAUGUCUUAGUGCUGAAAUUGCAUCUCCCGAUGGUAGUGUAGUCGAUGGGGAGAUUCUGGACAAUAAAAAUGGAACUUAUGACUUCCUUUAUACUAUUCAGAAAGAACAGAAGGAGGGUGACUUUACACUCACUCUCAGACUUUAUGAUCAGCACAUUAAAGGGAGUCCAUUUAAGUUACGGGUUGUCAAACCUACUGACCUUUCUCCAACAUCUGAUGGUGUCAAAAGACGUGUGAAAUCCCCUGGCAGUGGGCAUGUGAAACAGAAGGCUGUAAAACGACCAGCAAGUAUGUAUAGCACUGGAAAAAGAAAAGAAAAUCCGAUUGAAGAUGAUUUGAUCUUCAGAGUUGGCACAAAAGGAAGAAAUAAAGGGGAAUUUACCAAUUUGCAGGGAGUGGCAACGUCCACCAAUGGAAAGGUCAUGAUUGCAGACAGUAAUAAUCAAUGUGUGCAGAUUUUCUCAAAUGAUGGACAGUUUAAAAACCGGUUUGGUGUGCGUGGACGAUCUCCUGGUCAGCUGCAACGUCCAACAGGUGUAGCUGUGCAUCCAAGUGGUGAUAUCAUCAUUGCUGAUUAUGAUAACAAGUGGGUGAGCAUUUUCUCAUCUGAUGGGAAAUUCAAGACCAAACUAGGCUCUGGGAAGCUUUUGGGACCGAAAGGUGUAGCAGUGGAUCGCAAUGGCCAUAUAAUUGUGGUGGACAACAAGGCUUGCUGUGUCUUCAUUUUCCAGCCUAAUGGGAAGCUGGUGACAAAAUUUGGUAAUCGAGGAAAUGGUGACAAGCAGUUUGCAGGUACACUUGAUGGUCCUCAUUUUGCAGCAGUCAACAACAAUAAUGAAGUCAUUGUUACUGAUUUUCAUAACCAUUCUGUUAAGGUGUUCAACACAGAUGGUGAGUUUGUGUUAAAAUUUGGAUCUAAUGGAGAAGGAAAUGGUCAGUUUAAUGCUCCGACUGGAGUGGCAGUGGAUUCCAAUGGAAAUAUUAUAGUUGCUGACUGGGGAAACAGUCGUAUACAGGUGUUUGAUGGAAAUGGAUCAUUCCUCUCUUACAUUAAUACUUCUGCUGAUCCUUUGUAUGGCCCUCAAGGUCUAGCAUUGACUUCUGAUGGUCAUGUGGUGGUUGCUGACUCUGGAAAUCAUUGCUUUAAGGUUUAUCGCUAUUUGCAAUAGCACCUGAUCUUUGGAUCUACAAAUCUUAAUGGUAGAGUUGGAUAUGGAUAACCUGCAUUAGAAAAUUAGUGCAAUUUCCCUUUAGUUUGGGAGUUGCCUGUUUGGAGAUUUGUUUUUGUUUGGCGCAUUUUCCCCCUGCUAGUUUAAGUAUCCUGUACACAUGGAAGGAAAUGUGCAAUUUUGUACCCAAGGCUUCUCUGUAUCCUUCAUAAUGUUUUAUGUUCUGGAUUUGCAGGAGUCAAAUAAUGCUGUCAUAAAUCUAAUAAGCAGAUUGCACACAUGAAUUUGCAGAUACAAAUAAUAGGAUUAUGUAGCUGGCUGACAAUGAAUUUAGAAUGAAACAUACUAAAGUAUUAUUGAAGAAAAAUUUCAUUCUGUACUGAAAGCUUUCAUUUCAAAAGUCCAGAUUUUGAAUAAAUGGCUGCAAAUGAACUGUCAUUCAGAUCUUUCUGCCUUGUCCUCGUAGCUAUAUUUCUCAAUCUCUACAUGUAUACUCUACCAUGGCCUUGUAAUUAAAACUUCAUUUUUGUAUGGAGGGUAUAUAGCUGUCAUGCAUUUAGAGCGUUGUCUUUUAGCUGCAUUGUAUUGAUGCAAGCCAUUCACAAAAUAUUCAGAGUAGCUAUGAUAAGAUCAAUUCCAAACUUCAGUAUCGCUGAUGUGCAGUUCUAAUGCAAAUUCAUGAGGAAAUCAACAUUACAUUUUAAGUUCUUGACAUAUUUCAGAAUAAUAGCAUCAAAUAACUGGUAACUAGUUGUUUUAUUAAGGUUCUCUGUUUUAACCAAAAUCCAUGGUGUAUGCCAUAUGCCUCGUUAUUAGCUGUGCAGUCUGUCAUUUCUGAUGCAAGAAAAAUGUUUGAAGAAAUUGAAUGAUUUUCUGUACCCUAAAGUAAAUCCAGCAGAAGUAUAAAUCUGCUGAGCAAUUGGAAACAAAAUGAAAAUGCACUAACAUUUUAUUGCUCUGCCAUUAAUCAGAUAUAAGUUUCUUGAAAGAUUUGUCAGUUUAUUUUGGCCUAAUCAGGUGUCUGGUUUGCAUCUGUUUAUCCUAAUUCUAAUACGUGCUAAGAUUGCAUAAUUGGAGGAAACUUAGUCUUCUGAAGUGCAUUAAAAUUAAAAUAUGAAAGCUGAUUUACAUAAUUCACUUAACUGUAUGUUUUUUUACAAUUAUUUGUUAUGGACAGUUCUGUUCAUGCAAGGUUGUGGACUGUGGAAAGAGAAAUGGUGUAAAUUGUUUGUUAGUAAUCUAUGUGGAUUAAAAAUACUUUAUUUGGACCAAUAAGCAAUUCAUCUCUCCUGAGAGGGUUUAAACAGCAAGUUGCUGCACUGGACUGUAAAUUUUAAUGUUAUUUUGUCUGUAAAAAUGCUUAACAAAACUAUUUAUAUUUUAUCUCUAAUGUAUUAACAAAUGCCUCUGUUGCCAAAUGUUUUGGAAACCAAGUGCCCAUAGAAAUUGUUUGGGGGAAAAAUAUGCUCAAAACAGUAAAUAAAAUGUGAUGCUGAAAGUGUUGAAUAAUUGAAGUGUGAAUACAUUGUGUGUGAAUGUAAGCCUUUCUUUGCUCCCUUUUGUUGUGCUUCAAUCAUUUUAUAUUGUGGUUCAAAGAACGAGUAAGUGACUCUUUCACUACCACCCCCAACCACAACCACCACCCAAGACCACCUCAACACCAGAAUUGGCAUUCUAUGUAACAGCAUAGCCUUAACAGGUGUAAUCUUUUUCUAUAAGAAAACCUUAAAAAAAUAAUUUGAUUUUUACCAUGUUUAAUGGGGACAAUUGACACAUUAUUUGAAUGUUACAAGCAUUCCAUCACUGUGAUUCAGUUGAAAACUAAUUGUUUUAUGUACAGCUUAUGAGGAAAAAUAAAAAAAGUCAUACAUUCUGUCUA
Pristis pectinata (smalltooth sawfish) is the source of this 4687-nucleotide messenger RNA. It is a transcript of the gene trim2a, whose product is annotated as tripartite motif containing 2a. Gene Ontology annotation, molecular function: ubiquitin protein ligase activity; translation repressor activity; protein binding. Bases 553 to 2808 code for a protein of 751 amino acids. Lineage: Eukaryota; Metazoa; Chordata; Chondrichthyes; Rhinopristiformes; Pristidae. The transcript has 12 exons. The record is from RefSeq and is a predicted model, not a curated record. Gene Ontology annotation, biological process: protein polyubiquitination; negative regulation of translation; proteasome-mediated ubiquitin-dependent protein catabolic process.